Messenger RNA from Branchiostoma floridae (Florida lancelet), 2646 nucleotides. Its product is annotated as protein Wnt-1-like. The record is from RefSeq and is a predicted model, not a curated record. Bases 604 to 1734 code for a protein of 376 amino acids. Gene Ontology annotation, cellular component: extracellular region. Gene Ontology annotation, biological process: canonical Wnt signaling pathway; neuron differentiation; multicellular organism development. The transcript is spliced from 4 exons. Lineage: Eukaryota; Metazoa; Chordata; Leptocardii; Amphioxiformes; Branchiostomatidae. Gene Ontology annotation, molecular function: frizzled binding; cytokine activity.
AUACAUUCUGCGUAAGCAUUAACCAAUUAGCAAUCGGGGGUUGCCAGUAUUUCGCGGGCGAACAAUAGCGUGCAACGUUCGCGCCAAGUUGUUUGUCAGCGCCUUGAAAGUGCCGGUGUGUUGUGACACUCGCGUAAAUUGGGGAACAAUAGGGACAAAAAUUUCGCGCGCUGCUUUGAUAUGCGCAUAGUCCGGGCGACAAGUCUACCUGGCGUACGACUACAAGAGUCGGCGGAGGCGUUGGGUUAGUCAUUCAGUCGUCAGACCUUGUGGAAGACGCACCUCUCAACUUAGUCGCUCUCCUCGCUCUCGUAACGUUCUAGUUUUACCUACGGACUACCGUCGCCUAUCAGUGUCAGAUCGAACUUGCCGACGGGUGUGAUCAGUGAUCAUCCCGCCCUACACGCGGAUACAACAGAACACCGGGUGGUUGGACCAGCCAGCGGCGGACGUACGUGCCUUCACUACCGACGACUCCCGGCCUGUCUGUCGGUUACCCUGUCCUUCCAAGGCGCCGCGGAAACACGACCCUCGGCACUUCAGGGCCCUCACGCCGAAUCGAUCGACAUCCUUGUGAUCGCGCUGCAUCUCGAGUGGCAUACUAUGAAGUUAGUGUGCACCUUCUGGGCGGUGGUUCUCCUCUUCCUGGCCGUGGUGCCCGUGGAGAGAGUGCAUGCUGUGAUCGGGCGAUGGUGGGGCAUCGCUAGCACUGUAGCAGUGCAGGAGCAUGCUAACAUGGUUCCCGGUGUGGCGAGGAAGCCAGGUUCUACCAUCAUGCUGGAUCCCAAGAAGCACCCACUGAACAAGAAGCAGCGGCGACUGGUGCGACGGAACCCGGGGACGCUGGAGAGCAUCGGGACCGGGGCCAUGCUGGCCAUCAAGGAGUGCCAGCAUCAGUUCUCCAACCGGCGAUGGAACUGUCCCGUCAACACCAACGACCACGUCAACUCCGUCUUCGGGAACAUCCUCAAGCGCGGAUGUAGAGAAACGGCUUUCAUCUACGCUGUGAUGUCGGCUGCCGUCGCUCACGAAGUCGGCCGAAACUGCGCCGAGGGCACGAUCGAGACCUGCUCGUGCGACUACCGAAGCAAGGGCCCUGCCGGUGAGGACUGGGAGUGGGGAGGCUGCUCCGACAACGUGGAGUUCGGCAAGCAGUUCGCCAAGCAGUUCGUGGAUGCUGGGGAGAAGACGAAAGACUCCGUCCGCUACCUGGUCAACAUGCACAACAACGAGGCAGGCAGGGUGGCUGUAGCUGAAAACCUGCGCAGAGAGUGCAAGUGCCACGGCAUGUCGGGGUCCUGCACGCUGAAGACCUGCUGGAUGCGCCUCCCCAACUUCCGAGACGUCGGCGACAGCUUGAAGGAGAAGUUCGACGGCGCCUCCAAGGUCGCGGUCCCCGACAUCGGCAACAACCGGGGCUCCAGGGCGAAAGUCACCGGGCUCGUCCCCAAGAACUCCCGCCACAAGUUCCCCACAGACAACGACCUGGUCUACCACGAGAGAUCGCCCAACUUCUGCCGUAACAACCCACGGCUCGGCUUCGAGGGGACGAGAGGGAGAGAGUGCAACGUGACGUCACGCGGACUGGACGGCUGCGACCUGUUGUGUUGCGGGAGGGGGUACGCGACGAGACAAGAGGUGACGAAGGAGAGGUGUAACUGCACGUUCCAGUGGUGCUGCCAGGUCAAGUGCGAGGAGUGCGUCAGAACGAAGACCAUCCACACGUGCUUGUAGUAGGACUCGCUUCUGUCUUCCGUAGUAAGCGUAGUCCUUCAAAGGACAGAAACGGACUAAGAUUCCAAGACCACGGCAAACGUGCCACCCAAGUCUCUGCACUUCUCUGUAAAAUCAGAGAUGCAACGGAUGGGCAGACGACACAACGUACGCGUGUACACGAAGGAGUGCGUUCCGUCUUGUAGCUUUUUGUCAUCAUCCACACUGGCCCGAUAUCAAUACAUAGCUCUGCAGGGAACAGACGAUUUUGUACAUAUUUUACUAUUUAUGAAUCUAUAUUUAUAUAUAAAUGUGGAGAAAAGAUCUUACAUUAUUUAUUGCUGCAAAGGCAUCCUCCUCUGUGCUUUUUAUCGACCCGACUAGAUGACUCAACUAGCAUACCUGACUUGGCUAGAUUCUUUGAAAUGUUUAGACAUUGACAGUUAUGGAUGUGUUUCUUUACUUUAACCCGAUGGUUUUAAGAUAUUGUCGUACGAAGAUUAGUAGAGAAUGUAGAAGUGUAGUAUUUGACUAGAGUUUGUGUUCUUAUGAUGUGACCCGACGUAAGUCUAGGGCGGGACCCUACGACAGACAGUUAUACACUUUGACCUUUGACGUAAUAAAGUACGUCACAGGCAACGCACUGUGCCAGAUUUUAUGACGCUCUCGCUAGUAACCGUUUGAUAGAAAUCGUUUUAACAUUACCAUGUUCAGUAUGUAUAAAGUUUCACUUUAUUCCCAGAGGAUGGGGUUAGGUUGUGUGCGAGACAGAAAAGAUGACAUGUGAAUAUCAAAUGUGGAAAAAUAUUAUUGUGCAAUAAUGCUGUGUCUUCCCUGCACUUUUCACUGAUGAAAAUAUCCUAUUGGCAAGGUCUGUGUAAAGAUAUCUCUGCUGCACUUCGACUGUUCAUGAAUACAAUGUUUUUUAUAAGA